CUGGCACCAGACCACAGACCGGCACCCGUGAAGGAGCUUGUCCAAGACCUAUCUUCGUGGAAACCGAAAUGGACAACCGAGAAAUUGGAGCCGAAGUUUGCGUAUGCUCAGUACGCGACGAGCAUGGAUUAUCUUUGCAACGCGGUGAUUAACUUUGGACGACUUCGUCGAUACGGUGCGAAGGAAGACCUUGUUUUGAUUCAUCCGAAGGACUGGUUGGAAGGGACAACUCGCGAAGCAAAAGCCUUGGCCAAGCUGAGGAUAGAACGACCCGAGAUCAACAUGCGCGCAUUCGAUGUCAUCUCCACGAACAAGGGCGACGCAACCUGGCGCGAUAGCCUAACGAAGUUCCACGCGUUUGCCUUAACCGAAUGGACACGAAUCCUGGCUUUCGACUCUGAUGCCCUUGUCCUCAAUACCAUGGACCAUUACUUCCUCAGCCCGAAAGCCCCCGUCGCGGUACCGAGAGCGUACUGGCUCAACGAACAGGAUACAGACAUCGCAAAGCAGGUGCUGGGGUCGCACGUAAUGCUUAUCGAACCGGACGAGAAGAGAUACCACAAGAUAAUAAAUGAGGCGAUGACGACCGGCGAGUUCGAUAUGGAGGUCAUCAACCACAUGUUCAAGGGCUCUGCGAUGAUUCUGCCCCAUCGACGGCUCGCUCUCUUGACGGGAGAGUUCAGGGCCAAGGAUCACUCGAAAUAUCUUGCGCCCGAGGAGGACGAAGAAUGGAAUGCGAUGGCAGAAGUCUCAAGAUCGUAUUUGGUCCACUUUAGCGACUGGCCUUUGCCGAAGCCGUGGCUACCGAGAACGAAGCAGCAAUGGCAGGCUGUUAUGCCGGAGUGCCCGAAAGAUGCCGUCGCGAAGCCGGAUCAACCUCGAUGCGCAGAUCGAUUCAUGUGGACCGGCUUUUACGAAGACUACGACAGGGAAAAGUCCAACCAGUGCAGCAUAGUAAUGGAGUAG
This is a messenger RNA of Colletotrichum karsti, 966 nucleotides long. RefSeq names its product glucose n-acetyltransferase. The transcript is spliced from 3 exons. The record is from RefSeq and is a predicted model, not a curated record. Lineage: Eukaryota; Fungi; Ascomycota; Sordariomycetes; Glomerellales; Glomerellaceae. Gene Ontology annotation, molecular function: glycosyltransferase activity.